This is a messenger RNA of Ctenocephalides felis (cat flea), 909 nucleotides long. RefSeq names its product proteasome subunit beta type-1-like. Lineage: Eukaryota; Metazoa; Arthropoda; Insecta; Siphonaptera; Pulicidae. The transcript is spliced from 4 exons. Gene Ontology annotation, cellular component: proteasome core complex. The record is from RefSeq and is a predicted model, not a curated record. The coding region runs from base 1 to 909 and encodes 302 amino acids.
AUGCUCAAUAACCAUCGAUCAUCCGACACACCUAUCCAACAACCUCAUUUUAAUCCAUAUGUCAAUAAUGGAGGAACAGUUCUUGCUAUUGCUGGUGAAGAUUUUGCAAUAAUAGGUGCAGACUCCAGACUGAGCAGAGAUAAUUCAAUAUUGACCAGAAAUCAGAAGAAAUUGUUUCCAUUGACUAAACAUACGGUAUUGGCAUCGACUGGCUGUUGGUGUGAUACAUUGGCUUUAACAAGUGCUAUAUCAAUUAAGAAAAAGAUGUAUGCAUAUGAACAUAAGAAAAAUAUGACUACGACAAGUAUUGCCCAUUUAAUAUCAAUGAUGAUGUACAGCAAACGGACAUUUCCAUAUUUUGUGUAUAAUAUUGUUUCUGGAAUAGAUGAAUUUGGAAUGGGAUGUGUAUUUAGUUAUGAUGUUAUAGGGCAUUACGAUCGUGUGAUGUACUAUGCAAGUGGCUGUUCUGGUCCACUACUUCUGCCUCUCCUGGACAACCAAAUUGGAGGAAAACAUUUGAACAAAGAGAAAGAUGAAGACAUUCAAUUGACCACAAAUAAAUCAGUUGAUGAAGUUUUAUCAAUCGUCAAAGAUCUUUUUACUACUGCUGCUGAACGCGACAUAUUUACUGGAGAUGGAGUUUAUAUCAAUAUCAUAACUCUAGAUGGCAUUGAGGAACAAUUUUUCAAUCUACCAAACCUACGGCAGUGGCAAAUCGUAUUCUUCAUCCUGGCGGGAACAUAUGCCUUCGGAGCAUUAAUAUAUCUAUUUUUGGGAUCCGGAGAAUUACAAUCCUGGAAUGAUCCUGAUUGUUGCAAAAAUCUCAACGAUGCACAAGCUCAACAUCUUCAAGAAGCUUUACCAUUGCAAAAGAAACAAACGAUAACUCGCGAUAUUGAAACAGCGUGA